GGACAACAUCAGUCGGUCUAAGAAUAGACACCGGGAAAACGUCGAUCUCAUCACCAUGGCAACCUCCUCAGGCGUUUCUAAACGAAGAAAGCAUGCAGUCCAAGUUGAGGCCCCAUCGACGGAGGAGGAGGAAAUAUCUGCCACUCCAGUCGACUCAAUCCCUGAGGCCGCCUGGGGGGCGGAGCCAAACUUUAACCUUGACCUGACUCUGACGUCUCCAAGUAAUCCUCGGAACUUUUCCAAGAUGCACUUUAGCAAGAAAAGGGAUGAAAGUAACAAAGAAGAAGGUAAACGAGGCAUGAGAGGAACUGCUGCAAUGGAACCCAAAACUUUGGUUCCACACGCUGAAAAACCGAAAAGCAGAAUUCCAGCGUUGUCACCAGCAGCUGAGGUGAAAGUGAACACGGAAGGGAAUCUAUUCAAACCUCCAUAUGUGAAACCCGUCCCAACCCUCUUUCCUGUGGCACACAUGGGAAACAACACGGCACUGAGUCAAAGAUCUCACCAAGUGGAACAGACAGCAAACAAUCCAACAGUUGUAGCCAGAAGCCCAACAUCCAACCUCACAUCAGACCUGGAAAUACAAUCAAAUGCAGAAGAAGAAGGAGGAGAUGUGAAGACUCCAACACCACAAACUCUGUGUGUUCCCAUAAUCCCAAAAAAGCACAUCAAGACAGAAGAGACAAACAGGAUAAGCCCAAAAUUAGCCUCAAGGUUCCCCACAGGGUCCACUGGAACCAAAAAACCAGAUGUAGAAAUGAUCCCUAACAUGACAAAAACUAUCUCAAAAAUACCCUGUCCAAACCCAGAAACUAAGAAAAUGGAUUCAGCACUUCUCUGCACCAAAACACUUCAUGUAUCUUCUCUGAGUCCCAAACCAUGGACGCAAAGACCCACCAACACAACUGGUAAGAAGUCCCAAUCCAACGAGAACCUCAAUGAUAAAGACACAAAUUCCUGUUCUGGACCCAAAACUAAUGUCAAGUUUUCAAACUCCAAAGAUGUGGAAGUCUCCAAAAACUGUAAGGACUCUGCAUCCAACCACAGCUCAACAUCUCUGAUGGGAUCAAGGGACACUCUGGACUCAAAGAGCAGCUCUGACUCCAAAAGUAGUUUGGACUCGAAACCUGUGUCUAGAAUCAGUGCCAGAAUCAACACUGACCACAAAUCACUAAAAGAAACAAAGCCAGACAAAAGUUGUCCCGGUUCUAAGAUAUUUGCCGGUUCAAAGACUACUGUGAGGUCAAAGGCUGCCCGAGAUCCAGAAUCUGCUCCAAACUCUGAAGCUAGUUUGACUUUCAAAACAAGUCUUAAAGCCACCAUUUCAGGAGUCAUUAAUCCCCCACUGAAGGACUCCCAUUGUGUCCUAGACCUUUGUGGACCUGAUUCCCCCAUACUAAGAAGUGGCCCGAAGAUUAUCAGUGCUUCUGCUAAGCCCAGUUCAGAUCUCAAAGCUGAACUAGAAACCUUGCCAGUGGAAGCUACUCCUCUGGAAGACUUCUCUUCAGUGAUGCUUUCUUCUCCGCUGGUAAAAACAGGAUCCCAGGAGGAGGAGAAGAGGAGCACCUGCUCUUUUCCAGGUCUGUUGGCGCCUUUGGCCACCUCCAGUCCCAAAACCACAACUAGGAUUUCCUCAACAGUCAAGGAUGGUUCCAAACUUGAGUCGACAACUAAUGAUUUUCUCAAAACAAACUCUGACAAAUCCCCGGGUCUAACUCAGGCUCUCACUGUAACCAAGACAACGAUGAAAACAUUUGUUGGACAGGAACAUUUGAAAACACCACAAGGUAAAGUCAAAAUUUCAGGAGGUCCAUCGUUGUGUCCUGAGGCAGCGACUGUUAGUGAGAGGUCACCAGGAGACACGAGGUUGACCACACAUCGGGGAACUGAAAUUAUCGUAAACUCUGGAGGCAACAUCUUACCGUCAGGAACAAGGCGUGAAGGAAGCAAAAAAGAAGCCAUGAAGUCUUUGUCAGCUUCUGGCCCUCUUUUUUCUCCUCACAUUUGUUUGCCAACGUCCAAGAUGGUGAAGGAGACUUGGACCAUGACUGACCAGCAUGGGAGGCAAAGUUUUCAGGUAAGGGAUCAGAAGGAGGUAGGCAUCCAGGUGGGAGUGGAAACAUCUGAACGCUCCACCUCUACAAGCCCCAGCUCAGUGUUUGGCGCCCCCUGGUGCCAGCCUGCAGCUACAACCUCAGUGAGGAGUGUCUCGGCCGAACGGUCGUCCCUCAAGCAUGUUUGUAAAAUCGACAUCGAGCUACGCGGUCAAAGUCUACUCCCCUCCAUCAUAAGUGACAAAUGUCAAUCACUGCCGGCGUGUUUGCGCACCUACAGCUUCCAGGAAGAGCCCCACCUCAUGGCGCCACUCGGACAGAACCAGGACAAAGGCGUUAGCGCUGAUAGUAUCUGUGAGGACGACGAAGAUGAGGAAGCUGGAGAAAAGGCAGAGAAGCCACAGGCGGUGGCGUGGGACGAGCAAGGGAUGACGUGGGAGGUGUACGGAGCCUCGGUGGACCUGGAGUCUCUGGGCACCGCCAUCCAGUCCCACCUGGAGUCCAAGAUAAGGGACCAGGAGAAGCACAUCCGGACUCUGAGGAAGUCCAUCUGCUCUGAAGGAAACCUGCUCAGCAAGAAACAGAAAAAAGGAAGAGGCGGAGCUCUGGUGUGCUGUGGGGGGGCGUCAGCAGUGUCGGACUGAUUUCACCUCCACGCUGUCAACAUCCAGAGCAUGUCUGCUUGACUCGGCAUGCAAAUGAUGAUUCAUAAACACGCUUGAAUGAUCUGAACACAACACUUUUCUGCUUUUAGUGAAACUUCUGCAUCGAUCGAUUCAGAGGUGAACUCAACCAGUCCAAAUCCUGAACGGCCAUGUUGGUACCAGGAGGACACACCAACCACUGAUCUGACUGGAAGAAUCAAGAUUUUCUCCUGUCUCAACAUCUGUAUCUUUGAAAAAAAUAAUGCUUUCAGUGAAGUUUCUGUACGAGUCACAUGACAGGAAAUCAAUCAGAAAUAGAAAACCAGGAUCUGUCUCUGUGGUUGUGUCCAAAUUCUCUUAUUACUCUCAGAUUAGUUCACUAUUUAUAGGAUUUGGGAAUUUUUAGGAGUAUACAAUUUCAACAAUUCUAAAAUCCAGAAAUUCACAGAAGUUACUACAGAAAUCAACUGUGCAUUCAUACUUUCAAGAUUGGCGAAAAUGGACCACAAUGCAUUGCGGCUGCGAUUUAAGGAUAUUUUCAAUUGAACUAAAAGUAUGUACAGUUAUUUUUUAUAAAUCAUCCAAGUUUUCAUCAUCAGGACUCAAUGGAUUUCUAAAUAGUCUUCGUAAAAUGUUCAUGUUACUUCAGGAAUGUCCAAAUUACGUUAAAAUCCAAGACACUGUAUAAUCUCGGGUUAUAUAGUCUUUAAGGAGUUAGAGAAUAGUGAGAGAAUUCGGGAAUAUUUGUCUGUUCCAGGAAUAAUCUGUAUGGUCCUUAACCCUUUAACACCGGAGCUUUAGUGCCAAUGUUCACGUUCUUUGAACUACCGUGAAGGCUGGUUUAUACUUCAAAGCUAUUCGUAAUCGUUUACGUUGAAUCUACAAUCUGGUUUUUACUGAAAACAGUCAAAAAUGGACUAGUGCUUCAAGAUUCUGACCUGAUUGUUGAACCUGACAGUUGCAUGCUGGGACAUUGGAGCAUCUUGUACAGUUGAUUCAGAUUCCUGUACCAUCUGUGUCAGCUGGAGAUGUUUAGAGGUGUGUCUGUGUUUGAUCCAGCAGCUUCUCAGCCCUCCAGUCUGAAACAGUGGAGCUGCUGAUGUGGAGCAGAAGCUGCUAAAUAUUUCAUCCGGUUCAUCUCAACACACAAAGCCAACGAUUGUAUGGUUUCCUGUCUGACUUUUACCUUUUCCCCUUUAGGUUGCUGCUCCACUUUCUCCUUUUUCUUCUCUCACUCCAGUUUUCAGUGUUUUCUUUCUAUUAUUUCUAUUCUAUCUGUUUCUUGAUCUCUGAUUAUUUAUCUCUGAUCCUGUUUCUCUUUCUUGUUCCUCUUCUUUUUCCACACACUUCCUUUUGUUCUGAACUCUUUCCUUCUCUCAUGUGGACGUGUCUCUCCUCUUCUGAUCUCUUUUCCUGCUCUCUUCUGUGAAGAGUGGAGCUGUUGACGGAGCUGGAUGUGAAUUAUUCAUCAGCAUUAAAGUGGUGUUCUUGUUAA
Messenger RNA from Oryzias melastigma (Indian medaka), 4193 nucleotides. RefSeq names its product G protein-regulated inducer of neurite outgrowth 1. The record is from RefSeq and is a predicted model, not a curated record. The transcript is spliced from 3 exons. Gene Ontology annotation, biological process: neuron projection development. Lineage: Eukaryota; Metazoa; Chordata; Actinopteri; Beloniformes; Adrianichthyidae. The coding region runs from base 56 to 2698 and encodes 880 amino acids. Gene Ontology annotation, cellular component: plasma membrane.